UAAAUACGUUGAAGGAUAAUGAAUGCAGGUAGUAUGAUGAUGAAUGGUUGGACCGGUGGUAGUUUGACGGUUCAGUAUGCUGGAGACUUCGUUCAGCUUCCUUUAUAAGUCAUUUCGUUUCACAUUUGUUCUGCCUGAAAAGAAACACACUUAAGGUGCUGCAUAGAUGGAUUCUGGUCGGUUUCGUUACUACGUCGUUAGGAGAGGACGAAAGCCAGGCAUUUACACCUCUUGGGAAGAAUGCAAUCAACAAGUCUAUGGCUUCAAGGGGAGUCAGUUAAAAGGCUUCAUGGUAAGGCGCGAGGCGGAAGAGUGGCUGAGUUUGCCAAGACAAGACCCAGUUGGUGAGGAUACUGUCCCGGAGCCUGAAGAUUUGGUGUUAAGCUUUGGAGCUAUGUCCAUCGGAGACUCUGGCAGCGUUACCGGAGACGGGAGCAGCGGAUCUGUUGCCGCCGGGACGGACUUGCUGCCUCAGAAGCCAGAUAUGGUGCCGGAGUUUGACCCCAAGGCGUUCGUCAUAAUGGAAGACAUGGAGCAACUUUUGUUACAGGUUUGUGCUCGACUUGAAGUUGGACCGCCAGUGUUUUUCAUGCGUGAUGUCUUCCGCAGCGAAGGAAAGAAAUAUCAUGGGUUUGGGGUUUCUUUGCAAAGCACCGCAAAGGGGAUAAACUUUUUCGUUUCGGGGCGGUUGUCGACGGACGAGGGAUUGGCAAGGCAGGAUGCCGCCUUCAUCACUUUGGAACGACUCCUUGAGGAGGCGGAGGUUCAAAUUUUUGACUUCAAUUUUCAAGUUGUUCUUCGAUACAAGGAGGACCUUGCUGAGGCACACCGCAUAGCAAGGUUGUCAGCCACAGAGCAUGUAAUGAUGCUCGAGAAAGAGAACGCUGAGCUGAAACAAAGGUUGAACCUCUACAAUCAGAUGUUCAUGUAGGCAGGAAGAAUGGGAUUCGUUGUGUCCGGAAGACUGGGAGGCAUCACCUCAGAUUGAAGGGUUAUCUUUGGGGUUUAAGGGAUAAGUUAUGAAGACGUGAUGGAAAGCCCGAUUUCGUAAAUAACGUGCAUCUCUGGGAGGAGGCGUGUUGAAGGGGAUGUGGGUCACAUAGCCAUCUUUUCAUAAAUCUGACGUGGGUCAUUCCUAAAGACCCUACACUGCUGGCGGUCACAUCCAACGACUCAAUUGGUUGAUGUAUUUCCUUUAGGCGGAGUUAUCGCGGAUUCUAAUUAAAAAUCUCAUUGGUUAAAACAAAACAAAGGUUCCGCGGAAGGUUUGUGACGAUGUCGGUCAUUUCGGUUUGAAUUGGAAUUGCGUUUUCCAUUGCAACAGAACUAGAUAGUAGAAAAUAGUCGGUGAAAAGAUAUUUCGAUCAGUAUUUGUCGCAUGUUUUGAACCACCAAAUGGGCAACUACGUUUUGA
Arachis stenosperma is the source of this 1414-nucleotide messenger RNA. RefSeq lists its product as uncharacterized. The record is from RefSeq and is a predicted model, not a curated record. The transcript is spliced from 3 exons. Lineage: Eukaryota; Viridiplantae; Streptophyta; Magnoliopsida; Fabales; Fabaceae. Bases 167 to 931 code for a protein of 254 amino acids.